Messenger RNA from Trifolium pratense (red clover), 1151 nucleotides. RefSeq lists its product as uncharacterized. The coding region runs from base 250 to 927 and encodes 225 amino acids. Lineage: Eukaryota; Viridiplantae; Streptophyta; Magnoliopsida; Fabales; Fabaceae. The record is from RefSeq and is a predicted model, not a curated record. The transcript has a single exon.
GAACCGUUACCCAAAACACGGUGUUUUGAUUUCACUAAACCCAACAGUCACUACUCUCAUUUAAUUAACCAUGGUUAGUUUUCUCACUAAAUGUAUUUAACCAUGGUUAACUCUCCUUUUCUCUUCUUUUAAAAUCCUCACCCACUCAUCGAAAACGAGAGAAAAUCACAAAAUCAAAACCCACCAAAAAACAGAGAAACCAAACAGAGAGAAAAAAGAAAGAAAAAAAACUGAAACAGGAAGAAGAAAAUGGCAUUGUAUCUAGAUGAAGAAGAGAUAUGGAAAUGUCUAAAACACCCUUCAAAGCGAAGGAAGAUUGGAAUUUGUCCAGUCUGUCUCCGUGAACGUCUCGCAACUCUCUGCCCUGAUUGCGCAAACGUCCGGCCGUGUUCUUGUUACGCAACAACUUCUUCUUCAUCUUCAUCAGCAUCUUCAUCGUUCUCUCGAUUUUCAGUUUCCGGUGAAGGUGUCGGCGUUGUUGGUAAAGUUCAUAAUCUCAUCGAUCGUGAGCCGUCUCUUCGUCGUUCUCGCUCCUUGGCUAUUCCUUUUCUCCGAUCACGAUCGAGAUUCUCUGGCGCCGGUAAAGAAAUUGAACCUGAUAGAAAUUCGCCGGUGAUUAAUGGAAGUAGGUCGGCGAGGUCGUUUUGGUCGCUGUUUAAGACGCAUAAGAGUAAUAGAGGAAGUGAAUCGGAGCAUGAUUGGGAGUCGAAGAAGGUUUUGACGGAGGAACGUGACGGUGAUAUGAGUAGAAAAGCUGUUAUGGCUAGGUCAAGAUCGGUGGCUGUGACGGCGGUUUCCGGUGACGGUGAUUUCAGAGCACCGCGUUCGAAAGGGAAGGGAUGGUAUUUUCCGAGUCCGAUGAAGGUUUUCCGGCAAUCAAAGGCUUCUAAAGUUGUUCAGGAACGUUCUCCUUUGUAUAGAGGUUGAAAAUUUUGUAGAUUAUGAUAUAAUGAAAAAUAGUAACAAUAUUAAUUAACUCAAAAAUAUUAAUUUUACUUUUUGUUAUUUUUAAUUCCAUUAUUAUGCUCUUUGAUCAUUAUGAUUUUGAUCAUAUAAUUCUGAUUAUAGUGUUUUAUGCCUGAAAUCCAGUGGCUGAAAAAAUGUUGAAUUUGGUGUACAGAUAUGAACAGUGACAAAAACGGUUAUGGUUA